AUUCCCCCGCGUGACAAAAACAGCCCUGGCUUUCACAUGUCAGCUCUUCUUCUCCUGCUCCGUCUUAUCGCCUUUCAGUCCUCGGCUGCUGAACUCAUGUCUCUACCGGAUAUCUAGUCGACGGGGCCGCCGCCGCCGCUUCGAGACUCACCGACUCCCUUGCGAAGAGACCUGCCAUGUUUUGAAACUUUUUUUUUUUUUUUUUUUUUUUAAAGGUGUUUUUUUUUUUUUUUUUUUUUUCUUUUUUCUUUAUUAUUUAUUUUUUUAAAUCGUCGGAAGGGCUCGUCGCGUCUGAAGCGGUAACGUGCUAUCGGUUUUGUGGCAUGAAACGCGGCGGCUCAUUCCUCUGGUUUUACUCAGCGGAGCGGUGGUUUCCUCAGCCUGGUCACAUCACCGAGCAGCGAGCGGCGACUACACCCGCUUGAAGCGUUCGAAUCCUCGGGGAAGGAGUAGAGGAGGAGGAGGAGGUGGUGGUGGAGGUGGUGGUGGUGGGAUAGGAUUGGGGGGGAAACCCAGCACCCAGCAAGCACCAGCUCCAGCAGCUCAACUAUGGCGAGCGACGACUGCAGCAAAGCGGACUUGAUGGAGGACAACCGCACGGACUCCGGUAUUGAGUCGUUCCGCUCCCUCCUGAAGUCGGAGGAGCCCCGGGAGCCCGGCACCGACUUCAGCCUGGGCAAGGACAAGUUCUCCAGCGUCGGCGAGGAGCGGCUGGACUCAGCCUACGGCUCCUCGUCCAUCACGGUGGAGAGUUUGCCGGAGAUGGUGAGCGAGUGCAGACUGUCCAGCACGAGUGAGGAGAGCACACAGAGCGAUGAACUGUCUGAACAGGAGGAAAACUUGCUCACAACUAUCACAGAAGAAGGAGACACAAUCCUGCACUUAGCAAUCAUCCAUGAAGAUAUUCUCAUUGCUAAAGAGUUGAUACAGAUAUUCCCAAAAGAAGUCCUGGACAUCCAAAAUAAUUUAUACCAGAGCCCCCUGCAUCUAGCCACGUACCUGAACUUGCCGGAUGUGAUGAGGAGCCUCUUGGAGAAAGGGGCUAGCCUGGACCUGCAGGACCAGGACGGGAACACGGCGCUGCACGUGGCGUGCCAGCACGGCCAGACGGAGUGCGCCACGGAGAUGACCCGAGACGUUUCCCCCAGCAAGCUAGCGCCAGUCCUCGAGACCCAGAACUGGAGAGGUCUCACUUGUCUUCACUUGGCUGCGCUGAACAGGCAGCAUCAAAUUCUGAUGCUCCUGAUUAAAAAGGGAGCAGACGUGAAUAUCCAGGAAGGAACCAGCGGCAAAACAGCUCUUCACCUCGCGGUGGAGCUGCACGACAUGGGGUCGGUGAAGCUGCUGAUCGGCAUGGGCGCCAACGUGGACGCUGCCAUGUUCAACGGCUGCACGCCGCUGCACCUGGCGGUGGGCAGGCAGGACGCCGACAUCGCCAACCUCCUCUGCCAGUCCGGCGCCGACAAGAUGCUGAGGAACAUGGAGGACGAGACGGCGCUGGAUCUGGCCGACGGCAACGAUGACAUUUUGGCUUUGUUUCCCUUCGAUGACAUCCAGAUCUCUGGCAGGUCGGUGGUCGGCGUGAAGUUUUGAGCUGAAUCCCAGACCCAACAACAGUCUUCACAUUGUCUGGAUCCUCAGUGCAGCUGGAAGCGUUCAUUUAAAUAAGAGCUGAGCUGAUUUGUAUUUUAUUUCUUUUUUUUGUUUGUUUUUUUUUUCUGUAUUUGUAGUGUACUAUCUAGACAAACAUGUGCACCAUAUAAAUAUGUGUUUCCGAGUCACCUGCUAAAUUCUUCUGCUUCUCUUACACAUGCGUCCGGAGGCGGCUGUACCGCCUCAGUGUGAGCUUCAAACUUACUUUUCAUAUGUUGAUCACCCAUAAAAGCAAACAAACAAAAAAAGAAACAAACAAGCAAAAAAAAAAAAUGGAAAAAAAUGAUUCUACCUCCUGUUUUCAGUUCAUCAAACUUCACCAGUGCCUUGAUUGCAUUUUCUCUUUUGUGAUUUCUUCCUUUCCACGGCUCAUACGCAGACUCUUUCAGGCGAUCAGAGGCAGAGGAAAACGUUCCGUUCGCUGAAUGGAAACUAUAAAUUCUGCAAAGACAAACUAAUCCCUGCUUCUAGUGUAAAAGUAUAGUAAUAUAUAAAUGCAGCUUCCACUUUUUUUGUUUUUUUUAGGUUUGCUGCUUGUUAAAUGGUUUUCUCUAUUUAUCUUAACCUUAAUCUGGCAGAAACCUUACUGUUGUGUAUAAUUUACUCUCGCUAGUUAAUAUUUCAUUUAUUUUGUAAUAAAAGGAGAAAAAAAUA
Messenger RNA from Mugil cephalus (flathead mullet), 2307 nucleotides. It is a transcript of the gene nfkbie, whose product is annotated as nuclear factor of kappa light polypeptide gene enhancer in B-cells inhibitor, epsilon. Lineage: Eukaryota; Metazoa; Chordata; Actinopteri; Mugiliformes; Mugilidae. The coding region runs from base 550 to 1593 and encodes 347 amino acids. Gene Ontology annotation, molecular function: protein binding. The record is from RefSeq and is a predicted model, not a curated record. The transcript is spliced from 6 exons.